Molecule: messenger RNA, 5508 nt
Organism: Grammomys surdaster
Lineage: Eukaryota; Metazoa; Chordata; Mammalia; Rodentia; Muridae
Gene: Ccdc66
Product: coiled-coil domain containing 66
Exons: 18
Coding region: 35-2857 (940 amino acids)
Biological process (GO): cilium assembly
Cellular component (GO): cilium; microtubule; photoreceptor inner segment
Molecular function (GO): microtubule binding
Source: RefSeq, a predicted model, not a curated record
UGGCCUGAGCGAGCUGCGGGUGGGCGGCGGGGCCAUGAACCUUGGAGAUGGUUUAAAGCUUGAAACUGAAUUAUUGGAUGGAAAAACCAAGCUAAUACUGUCUCCAUAUGAGCAUAAAUCAAAAGUUUCUGUGAAGAUGGGAAAUAAGAUCAAGAUCGCAAAAUGUCCUUUAAGAACAAAACAGACUGGACAUACUUUAAAAUCAACACAAAAUACUUAUGUUGGGAGUGAAAACCUUUCUCAAAAGAAGAUCUCUACUUCAGACACUACGAAAGCAAAACCUGAAAACAGUAGAUUGACAUUUUCACCCAAUACGGAUUUAUGUAAACAGUAUUCAGAAAAAGACAGUCUCCGAGUUCAAAAGGUGAUUUCACCUAGAAGCUCUAAUAUACGGAAGAUUAUAGACAGUACAGAUACCUGUCCAGCUGGUAAACAGAAGCCGUACAAAGAGCACAGCCCAGCAGGGAACAUGAGCAGCAGUGUGGUGUGUCUCACACAAGACCAGCUUCGGCAGAUCUUGAUGCUGAGUAUGAGCCAGGGAAAUGGAGCUGCGUCCCUCACUGAGAAUGAGGAGGAGGAAGCAAGUCAAGAUAGUUUACAUUUAAUCAAUAUUCCUAGUCAGCCAAAGGAUGUGAAUGUCACAGGAUUACUGCAAAAAAUGGAGGCCGUUUCCCCUGUGGCAAGUGAAAAUGAGCAUGACCACCGGAGAGCUCAAGAGGCAUUUCAGAAAGCUGCCGUAGAGAAUGAAUGGAGACCAGCUGACAUAUUCAGUACCCUGGGGGAAAGGGAACGUGAUAGAGGUUUGUUGGAAGCAAGAAGAGCCCAGUGGAAAAAAGAGCUAGAUGAACAGGUUGCUUUAAAGAAGAAAGAAAAAGAAGCUUCUCAAAAAUGGAAUAAUUCUUGGAAACCAUCUGAGAAGUUUCAAGUCCUUGACCAAUCUAAGGAAGCAGGACUGCUGGAGUCCCCUUGCCGCACCAUUCAACAGGAGCAGCAGAGAAAAUGGAUUGAAGAGUUGAAUAAACAAGUAGAAGAGGACCAGCAAAGGAAAGCAGAGGAAAGAAUGAUAUGUUCACAGGGUGAGGAACAUGACAGAUGGGCAAUGCAUUUUGAUUCAUUAAAGAGUCAUCCUGCUUCUCAGUCUCGACUGUCCUCUCAGUUAACACACCAACACCUGGAGUCGCUUUGUGUGUCUCCUGACACUCAGGAACUGGCUGAUGUCAAUGGUGCUUACACACCUCUGCCUGGAGUCCAGGUGGAGCCUUCAGAGAAAGAACAAAGAGCCAGACCCAUUAUAGAUAUGGCAGUUUCACAUGGUCAGAAAACAAACUUUCUCCGUUCUAUGACUGCACUCUUAGAUCCAGCACAGAUUGAGGAGCGGGAAAGACGCCGACAAAAACAGUUAGAACAUCAGAAAGCAAUCACGGCUCAGGUAGAGGAGAACCGCAGGAAAAAACGGCUGGAGGAAGAACAAAGAAAGAAGGAGGAGCAGGAAGAGGAGCUGCGCUUGGCAAGGGAACGGGAGGAGAUGCAGAGGCAGUAUGAAGAGGACAUUCUUAAGCAGAAACAGAAAGAAGAAACAAUGGCUCUGAAGACAAAUGAGCUAUUCCACACAAUGCAGCGAGCUCAGGAGUUGGCACAGAGGCUCAAACAGGAGCAGAGGAUCCGAGAACUGACUCAGAAAGGACACGAUGCAUCCAGGCUGAUUCAAAAUCUCAGUGCACAAGUGAAUUAUAAGGCACCCACUACCGUCUCCAGUUCCCGCAGUGACACUGAGGAGGCUGCUGUUGAAACAUGCACAGCUGCUGCUUCAACAACCUCUCCCAAGAAAGACACCGGUGUUCAGACAGAUGAUGUAAAUUUAGGAAUUUUCAAUGAUGCACUACCACACUGUGGAUCAGUAACUGGAUCAGUAACGGAGAGGAGUAUUAGAGACUUUUCUUCUCCAGAGAUUUCUACAGAAUUCAGUGGACAGAUUGGCAUUAGAAAAGAGAAGCAAGAACUAAGUAUGGAUAAAGGCACUAAUUUAGACAAAGAAAACAGCUGGCAUAAUGGCCAGUAUAAUCAGUAUAGAACAGAGAAACAAACAAAACUCAUGAAGAAAUGUCCCAAGAAGCCUGCUUGGAAUAUAAAUAAGCCUCUCAAAAGGUAUGUUCCUGCAUCAGCAAAGUACCCUGCACAUCUCCAGAAGGAGAAAGAAGAAAAAAAGGUAAGAAGGCAGAUGGAGCUGCUUCACUUAAUGGAGAGAAAUAAUCCUGAGAAUCUCUCCCAAAAUAGAGGCACUUCACCACACGUUUUUGCUUCAUCUCAUCGAGAAACUGAGUCAGAGAGCAGGUUGCAUCUUAACAAAAAGGUAGAAGAACCUCUGAAAACUCCUUCAGUUAGUAAAGAAAGGUUUCAGACAUCACCAGCAGUAAAAAGCAGAACUCAACAAACUCAGAGUAAUGUAUUACACUUACCGCUAAAAAAUAGUGACUAUGAAAAACAGACUCUGACCUUAGGAGAUGGUCAUACUAAAUUAUCAGAUGAAAUGUCUGAGCCAUCCCAUUUUAUUCCCUACGUUCGAACAAAUGAGAUCUAUUACCUUGAUCCAGAUGCACCCUUGUCUAGGCCUUCAACCCAGGACAACCAAUACCAAAAAUCUCAUGAUUGUGCCCGAGAACAAGAGCUAUUUGACUCUGACCAUAUCAGGGAUCCACUUCUUAAUCCUAAAUUGGUGAAAAACAGAGACCGACAGCAAGCUAUCCUUAAGGGGCUUUCAGAACUAAGACAGGGUCUUCUCCAGAAACAAAAGGAGUUGGAAACGAAUCUCAUACCCUUAACUGCAAACCAAGAAGAUAAUUUUAGUUCUUUGUUUUAAAUAUGCUCACCAUGCAACAGCAUUCUUCAAGCACCCAAUGAAAAACUACACAUUAUGUAGUGAAAUGAUGUGUUUUCUAAAUACAAUAAAAAAAGUUUAUAGUUAAAAAAAAAAAAUCUCUGUUGUAUUAGGGUGUAAAAGUACUUUCUACUUACCACAGUAGAAUCUGGAGAUUCCUGACCUGUUAACAGCAUUGUUCUUUUAGGGUAUGAAAAGUACUAUUAACACAAAGAUAGACUCUUACUCAAAUAAUACAAAUUCAUUUCACUCUAGUUUUUCUUUUCUGUAAAAUUUGGUUUUUAUCAUAUUAAAGUGGAGAUUCUAGUUUUCACAAUUUUGAAGUUAGCAUGAGUAACAGGCAAGAGAUGAGGGUUUAAAAAUCUAUUUCCACCAUAUACUUUUUGUAUUUAGUGUAGCACUAAAGUGCCACCUAGUUCUAAUUAAAAUCACUUCAAGAUGUGUUCCAAAUUAUCCAUUAUUAUUGAAAACAGAAGCCCCAUUUUAAAAAGUUCAUUAACUAAAGGAUCACACAAAAUAGAAUUUAUCAAAGAUCUCGAAAAGUUGACCAAAAUUUAAAUGAAGCAAAUCUUUCCAUAGCUAAAACUAAAGAUUGAGAAAAUGCUACUUGGUAUUAUGUACAUAGGCUUACUACCUGAAAUGCAACUGUACUGUUAGGUAUAGUUUGAGGUACUGAGCCAAAAUCCUAUAAAUAUUUACACUGCUGGCUUAUACCUGUGUAAAAACACUAUACAAAAGCUUUAAUCAAAAUAAAUAGUUGACAUUUCAGCAAAAUUAGUUAUCAUCUGACAUUAAAGAAAGUCAUUACUAUUUACCAUUCUUUUAUAAACAUCAAAUUUUACAUAUAAAACAGACUUCAAUUUGAAGCCCAAGUACAGGUAACAGAUGUAAAACUGAAAGGUGCUAACAUGAGAUAAUCUGAUAACAAUAUGUCAAAAAAUAUAUUUCAAUUUUCAGAUGUUUCAAAUGUUUUAGGGCCAUCAUGAUUUAAAUAAAUGGGAAAGAAAAAAAUUUCAGAAAGGCCAAGAAACUUGUUUAUAAAUCAUCAAUUCACUGUUAAGAAACUGAAAAGUCCACAACAACCUAUUUUUUAAAUUACUAUAAUUUCUCUUUGAACACAUCCUUAAUUUAAUGGAGAUUUCUCUGUAUCCAAGUUUUUGUAAGCAGAUAAAAAGUAAUUUUCAUUUUCUUGAGACUGAGUUGAUGAAAGGGCAUAUGGCGUUCCCAGAAACGUCUGAUGUGUGAGAACAUUAAAAUGGCUAAACUGAUGGGACAUUUUUAAUUGAUUUUGGUAAGCCUGAAAGUCACUAUACGAAUCUUGUUCUGCUGAAUUGCUGUUCUCUCCUUCAGAGCAUACUCUAUCAAUAGGAGCUCUCUCUUCACAAUCAAUUAAAUAAGUCUUAUCUUCUAAUAAACUGUUUUGCACAUCAAGAGAUGACUGCAAUUCAAUUUGAAUAUUCUUUUUUUGAUCUGUUCCACUUGAUCCUUUGGUCUCUCUCGCCAAUAUUUCUGAAUGAACAUUGCUGAAUACUUCUAUAUGUGAGAUUUCAUCCCCUGAAUCCAGAGACAUAUCCUCUUCAUCCUUUUCAUCGUUUUCUAAAAGAGCUACAUUUAAAAAACAAAAAGCCCUUCUCUAUUGUAAUACACAAUUUGUUUAGUUAUUAAUUAUACACUACUCACACAAUAUAGUGCGUCAGGAUCUGCAAAGUCCACAAUCCCUUAAAGCUUGGUCUUCUGCCACAAGGUCACUUAGUCACAACACUCACACUAGGUGUGAGUGUCCAGAUAAUCCGAUGCUAAAAGCUUCUGCGAAAUGUGUUCACGUUUAAUGUUGGGAAAUCCCAACUCCCAGCUCCAAAGGGGUUAAUGUCAAAACAGCAUCUAAAGUUAUACGGUAAUUCAGUAUUUCAUAAAACAAAUAUGAAAUAAAACUUCUGACAUGUAGCUGCACUGAAUUACUAAACUGGUUAGCUCUACUGAAUGCUUAGUAAUCUCUGCUUUUCACCAUGAAUAAUUUAAGAACAGCUUUUAUUUUAAAGUCUGGAACCAAGCAGAGGCCAUCUCACAGAAGACUGAAGGUAAGAUAUUCUCAUUACUUAAGAUAUUAAACAAGCACAUACAUCUAAAGACCUUUGUAGCCCAACAAUCCCUCUAUCUGGCUUAAGGAAAACUCACAGCAAACAGCAGGCAAUAAAGCUUAUAUAAGUAUAUGCUGUCCACAGUAUAGACUAAUGAAUAUUUAGCCUAUACAGUAACAAACAAUUUGUACUAACUAUGGUAUAAUAAAUGAGCAGAUCUUGUACAUACUAAGUUCUACAUGAUGUCUAUUGUUGACACUGAGGUAAAUGGUUUCAAAUAAAUAUUUUAUUAUUGGAUAAACAAAACCAUUCCUCAUUCUGCGUCACCUAAAGAAAAUGAAAACUACUGAAAAGUUACCUGACUGCGACUCAAGAUUCUCAUUAGCACCAAGCAGCGGCUGAAGAUUUUCUUCUGUGACUGAGUUGUGAUAGCCCACAAGACUUGUAAAGUUUUGCAUAAAGUCUUCAGCACUUGCAACUACAAUUCCAUUAUCUGUAUAACUGGAAACCAUCUUAAUAUUCUUCUCUAAAUUAAAAAAGGAAAAUGUACAUAAA